Messenger RNA from Triticum turgidum subsp. durum (durum wheat), 648 nucleotides. The record is from the annotation of a GenBank genome assembly. Lineage: Eukaryota; Viridiplantae; Streptophyta; Magnoliopsida; Poales; Poaceae.
AUGGCGGGGCACGCGGCGGUGCGUAGCUGCGUGCAGACGGCGCUCAAGGCGGCCAACUCCCUCGUGGGGCUCGCCGGGAUGGCCGUCAUCCUCUACGCGCUCUGGGUGCUCCGCGCCUGGUCCCAGCAGGCCGCCGACCACCUCCCCGCCCCCUGGUUUAUCUACACUCUUCUCAGCCUGGGGAUCAUCAUGUGCUUGCUGACCUGCUCGGGCCAUAUCGCCGCCGAAACUGCAAACAGCCCCUGCCUGUCUUGUCACAUGAUCUUUGUAUUCUUGCUUGUGAUACUGGAAGCUGCAAUCGCCGCCGAUGUAUUUCUGAAUAGCUACUGGGAGGAGGAUUUCCCAGAUGACCCAUCCGGGAAGUUUGAUGAAUUCAAGCAUUUCGUGAGAUCAAAUUUUGACAUAUGUGAAUGGGUAGCCCUCUCGGUGGUCGCUGCUCAGGCGCUAUCAAUCAUUCUUGCAAUGGUACUUAGGGCCCUUGGCCCCGAAAAUGAAAUCGAAUACGACAGUGACGAUGAUGCAGUGCCCGCAAGGCUGCCUCUCCUAAGGAACAAGCCCCAGCAUGGUCCAAGCUAUGGCGAACCUAACUCACCUCGCAGGAUUGAUUCAUGGCAUGUGCGAAUCUUAGACAAGGCCAACGAACAAUAA